This is a messenger RNA of Dentiscutata heterogama, 825 nucleotides long. NCBI's taxonomy places the organism in Eukaryota, Fungi, Glomeromycota, Glomeromycetes, Diversisporales, Gigasporaceae. The record is from the annotation of a GenBank genome assembly.
AUGGCACCGUUUGAUUAUUUAAGAGCGAUCGAGACGCUUCAUGAAUUACGUAAAAGUGGAGAACGGAAAUCGGCUUUAGUUGUUUCACUAGGCGAAAGAUUAUUACGAGACUAUACUAGAAAACUUGGUGAUGAGGUUUGGCCUGUAUAUGAACAAGUUUUCAUCUCUGCACUGGAUCAUGGAAAUGAUGCAUUAGCAAAGACAUGCUUUGAAAAACUUGAAAAACGAUUUCCUGGAUCGCCUCGGGUUAAGAUAUUAGAAGGAAUGAAAUUAGAGGCAGAAGAUAAAUUAGAUGAGGCAUUGCGACUUUAUGAUGAAAUAUAUAUAUGUGAGAUUGUGCAAAACGACCCAGAAAUUUGCGUUGAAGUCGUCGUUGGGGUCGCUGGAUUUUUUAAACCGUUGUAUAUAAGUUCUAUGAACUUUCGUAACGUUAAAACUCGAACUAUUCUCGCUAUGGAAAAGCGAUUUCUUGCAACCCGUAUCGCUAAAGUUUUGCCUCGUAUCCCUGCUGUGAUUCGUAAAUACUCUGUAUUAGCUUCCUCGGAGAGUCUUUCUCCGUUUGCUAAAGAACGUCUUGCUAUCGAGGAACAUGCAAAGGGCACUGCUAGAACUUGGAAAAAUAUUACUAUUUACGUUUGUACACCGGCCCUUUUCUUGGGCGUAGCGAAUUCAUACAGAAUCAUGAAGGAACACGAGGCUCACCAUGCAGAGCAUGAACAUGAAGAAGAACAUCCACAUUUUCAAUAUCAACGUAUCAGAACCAAGCCUUUCCCAUGGGGUGAUGGUGACAAAACUCUCUUUCAUAAUCCCAAAGUCAAUAAGUAA